AUGGAUAUCGAAAAUGUUUACUUAAUCCCUCAUUCAUCGAAACCUGUCAAUGAAUAUUUCAAUCCAAAAUUAUUAACAGGUCUAUAUCCAACUUUAUUCUGUUAUGGACGUGGAGCACCUGAAGAUCAAUCACGUCCAGUUCAGAUAAAAUUAAAAGAACACAUACGUUAUCUAUUAUCUUACAACGAUCGUCGUUUUGAAACAAAUCACAGUUUUCUAUUUGUGGUCUUCAAUUUAUUACAACGCCGUGAUGCCUGCGUUCAUGCUCAAUUAAUAGCAACAAAACCUUAUUUUCAAGCAUCUGCUGAUGAAAUUCUAUCUUUGAAUAGUAAAGAUAUUGAAACAGCCCUUGACAACAAUUCUAAAAGAACAUACAAUUCAGAAUCAAACAAUGCAUUAAACAAACUGCUGCAAUAUAUUAAAACUGUUGGUGGUCGAGUUAUGGGUUCAGCAUAUUCACGAACGGCUUUACGUACCCGAAUUCAUGCACUUAUCUGUAACCAAGGGCUGCCCAGCAUAUUUCUUACUUUAAAUCCAGCCGAUAUCCACAGUCCCGUAGCAUUAUACUUUGCGGGCGUUAAACUUAAUCUAGACAAUAUCCAAAACGAACAACUUAUGGAUACUUACAAAAGAGCUGAAAUUAUAGCAUCUCAUCCAGUUGCUACUGCAAAAUUUUUUCAUUUAUUGAUUUCCAAUAUCUUAAAUACAAUGAUUAUUGGUGGUGUUCUUGGACCAAUAAAGGCUUAUUUCGGUACUGUUGAAAGUCAAGGCCGAGGUUCACUUCAUUUGUAUCUCCUUAUUUGGCUUGACCAUGAUAUGAAACCAGCCGAUAUGAAAGAAAAAAUUCAAGAUGUCAAUUUUCGUGAUAAGUUAAAAGCAUACUUAGAAGACAUCAUCAAAGAAGACUCAGAUGAAUUCAAGGACAAACAAGUCUUUGAGAAUUUAAACGUGCCAAGAUCAUUCGAUACUCCUCCACGAUUAUCACAAGAUAAUAUCUAUGCGGCUUUACGUACUAUUGAUUUAACAGGUCUAGCCGAAAAUAUAAAUAAAUCUCCUGUUUGGUCGACACCAAUCAAGCAACAACUUUCUCCAUCAAUUCCUUAUGCUUCUCCAUUAUUGAAUAAAUCGUUACAGACACCAACACAUGAUCGACCAACAUCUAUUAUGAAUGUUUUACACAAUCAAUCAAACAUAAAUCCAGCUUGCUUACCUACUCCAAAUCCAUCAUCGCCUAAUUUUGCAGCACGCUUUCGUGCAGAUGUGGUACAACUUGUGGAAACAGACAACAAGCACAAGCAUACUGACACAUGUUACAAGUAUUGUGAUCCUAAACAAGGUGACAAGAAAAUUUGUCGAUUGCUUAUGCCACGCAAAUUGGUGCCAGUCUCGACAAUUGAUCCUGAUACUGGCCGUAUUUCUAUGCGACGAUCAGAUCCAUGGAUCAAUAAUUUUAAUGAAUACCUUAUUGCGGCUUGUCGGUCCAACAUGGAUAUUAAAUUUAUUUGGAGUGGUAGCGAUGCAAAAGCUCUUGUUUAUUAUAUUACCGAUUAUGUAACAAAAAUGAGCCUCUCUUUUCAUGAUACAUUUGCUCUUGUACAAAAAAGUAUUACAUCAAUUAUGAAUUCAUCGCAUCAAACAGACAAAGAAGAUGCAAUUGAAAAAUCACGGAAGCUCGUUUUACGAUGUUACAAUACACUUGCUUCUCAACAAGAACUAUCUGGAGUUCAAGUUGCUUCUUAUCUCAUGAACUGGGAUGAUCAUUACACAACACACAAGUUUCAAGGUCUUUAUCUAAUUCAAACCGAACGGUAUUUGCAAAUGCAGUUGAAUGAAAUACGCUCCAAACAAAAAUCCGAAAGUUCAAUGCAAGAUGUAAUUGACGAUAAUGUAUAUGAUGAUGAAGCUAUUGAUAAUGAUAACAAUGACGAAGAACAUUUUCAAAUUCAAUCGACUGAAAACGAUAAAAAAUAUGUACUCGUUAAUACAAGAAUUGAUUAUCAAUAUCGCUCCGAUAUUCUCAACAACAUAUGUUUAUAUGAUUUUGUCAGCACAUUAUAUAAGAAAAAAAUGAACGCAACAGAUCUGAAAUAUUUAUCCAAGACUGCAGCAUUGGUCGAAGAGAAUAUUAAUCAAAAAGGCCGACCACCCAAUGAACGCUAUCCCUUCCAAAAACAGCACCCACAAAUGACAACACAUCUAUUGAUGAAAUACAGUGAACAUCAUGUACCUAUUCUGUAUGGUCCACAAAUUCCUCGACGGGAUCGUGACGAUACUCAAGAACGAUAUAGUCGAGCUCUUCUCACACUUUUCGUACCUUGGCGCACCGUUACUGAUCUUUGUGGUGCCAAUCAAAUAUGGGAAGAUGCUUUUAAAUCUCGACAAAAUCGUAUUUCUAUUCAUUCAUGGAAGAUCAUAGAAAAUAUUCAGCUUUUACAUGAAUGUAAAAAAGAUCGCGACGAGCAUUUACUCCAAGUUAUUGCUGAAGCGCAAACUGAUAAUGAUGCAAUCGAUCCUGUUCUUUUACCUACAAAUCAAGAUAUUGAUGGUGAAUAUGAUAUGAACGAUAGUGAAGACUUAUUAGAAUUACUAGGCAAUAUAGAUGAACACACAACUGUAGCAAUUAAUACCACCAAAAAAUCAACAGAAGAUAAAUAUAUUGAAGAAACUAUUGAAGCAGUCAAAAAUGUCGGACGAUUUAGUCAUAUAAAUACUCAUUAUCAAUCUUCUUCAAAUGAAUCUAUUGAUUAUGUGAAUCAACAACUUGUACCGUUCGUUUCUGCGACACCAAAUCUUAUUCGAUUAAAUACAAAAUGGCAAGAACAAUUGAAGACUGAAAAAGAACGAGUCAGAAAAAGUUUAAUUACAGGCAACUACGGCAAUGCAGAUGAUACAUUAGAUUUACAUGCUGCAAAAGAUGCUGUUGUACCAGUGGAAUUGAAGUAUACAGUAUUUUCAGGUGAUAAUAAUGGUCAACUUAUAAUGUGCAUACCUGGAUGUGGCGGUACAGGCAAAUCACAACUUAUUCGUGCUCUCAGCAAAUACUUUCUUGUUACGAAAAGAAUGCAAAUGAUGCGAAAGCUUGCACCCACUGGAAUUGCUGCUGCUGAAAUAGGUGGUAUGACAAUUCAUUCAUUUUUGGGUGAACAACGUAAUUCCGGAAAGCCACGAACUAUCAAGCCAGGUGAUUUAAAACUCGAAAAAGAAUGGAGACUCGUCGAAUACUUAUUAAUCGAUGAAAUGAGUAUGGUUGGUUUAAAUUUACUGGCAAAACUCAAUCGAAUCAUUUGCUCUGCAAAACAUGUCGAUCCACAGGUGCCAUUUGGCGGUGUAAAUGUUAUCUUUUUCGGUGACUAUUUACAAUAUCGGCCUGUUUAUGAUGCACCAUUGCAUACCGAUUUUUCAUUACCAUCCAAAAAGAAAUCGGGUAAACUACCCACAGAAAAAGAAAUUCGACAACGUGUUGCACGUUCUUUAAUUCUUCAAAUUAAUUGUGUGGCACCGAUUCUUGUGUUUCAAAAUGAAGUACGAACGCAAUUGAACAACAAAGCAGCAAUUCACAAGGCAGCAGAAAUGGGACAAGCACCAAUUGUAUGUGUCGCUCAGGACACUUGCAAAGGCAAACCAAUUGAAGAUCCGACACUCGUUAAAAAGCUGCUAGAAUUAUCCGAUAGCAAAACAGAGCAUCUACCAGGUUUGUUACCUCUUGUUCCUGGAAUGCCUGUUAUUUUAACACAAAACGUUGCUAUUGAAUUGGGUCUUAUUAAUGGAAUGAAUGGAAUCUUUCGACAACUGGUCUACGAAGAAGAUUUUGUGUCAACAGAAGUUCUUUCGGAAACAUUUCCAAACAACACACAAUACAUUCAUAAACCUUCAUAUGCAUUAGUUGAAAUUGUCAAAUCGAAGAUUGAAUGUAAUCUUGAACAACUUCAAUCAAAUCUCGUUCCAAUACCAUCAAAAUCAAAUCAAAAGGCAAUUUUAUCGAUUAAGCGACGUGCAUUACCACUUGUACCUGCUUAUUGUAUUACGACACAUAAACGUCAAGGUCAAACUUUGAAUAAAGUUGUAAUCGAUUUAAAAUUGCCAAAUGAAAAUGAUGAUAUUGCUGCAAUUUAUGUACCUUUGUCACGUGUUAAACACUUAGCCGAUCUGAUCAUUUUGCGACAUUUUGAUUACAAGGUUUUAUUAAUCAAACCAAGCUGUCCAAGUCAAUUGAAUAUCCCAAAUCCACUAGUAACUGACAAGUAUAAUAUCGAAAAUACAGUUAAACAUAAUUUAAAUUGUGAAUUACAAUCAUCAAGCAUUCCAAUGAACUCGUGGAAUAAUUGUGAUACAUCAUUAAAUCAAAAUUAUUUGACGCAAAUGAUGCAAUCACUUUCAACAGCUGUCAGAAAAUUAGAACAAACAGAUGCAAAAAUUGAAUCGGUUCUUCUUCGACAAGAACAGAAGAUUGAUUUAAUUUUGACAAUACUUCAACAGAUUGUACCAUCACAUACAUUAGAUAAUCAAAGCAAUCAACAAUGUGUUCAGUCAGGACCAGAAAAACAUAGUAUGAUUUAUUGA
Rotaria sordida is the source of this 4560-nucleotide messenger RNA. The record is from the annotation of a GenBank genome assembly. NCBI's taxonomy places the organism in Eukaryota, Metazoa, Rotifera, Eurotatoria, Philodinida, Philodinidae.